Molecule: messenger RNA, 1539 nt
Organism: Penicillium bovifimosum
Lineage: Eukaryota; Fungi; Ascomycota; Eurotiomycetes; Eurotiales; Aspergillaceae
Exons: 4
Coding region: 1-1539 (512 amino acids)
Biological process (GO): proteasome-mediated ubiquitin-dependent protein catabolic process
Cellular component (GO): nucleus
Molecular function (GO): ubiquitin protein ligase activity; metal ion binding
Source: RefSeq, a predicted model, not a curated record
AUGUCAUCUCCAAGUUCUUCCAGGGAUGAGGCUUCCGGACUUGUCAACACCCUCCAGAGCCACGUUGAUGACAUUCGCACUUUGAUACAGUGUGGAAUUUGCAUUCGGCCCCUCUACGAACCGUAUACUAUGGCUUGCGGGCACACAUUCUGCUAUUCUUGUCUGUCGUCAUGGUUUGCCGGAGGAAGAUCAAAGCGGACCUGCCCAGACUGCCGCGCGCCUGUUAAGGUACAACCGACACCAGCCUAUCUGGUUCGCGCAGUUGUACAAAUAUUCACAGGUCGAGCAGAACUGCUGGACAAAGGCGAAACGACCACCGAGCACAAGAAGCAUCAAAUAGAGGAAGCGGAAAGACUGGAGAGAGACAGGACGAACAAUCAUCCAACGGAAGGAGGUCUGUUCGGUGGACUGUUCAAGCCCAAACCUCCUCCACUCCAACCGGUGAUUGAUAUCGAUGAUGGUGUGGCUCGAUGUCCGCAUUGCACAUGGGAGCUCGAAGAUGGAGUAAACUGUGCAGGGUGUGGUUAUCGAUAUCGGCCGCAUUCCGAAGGAACAGAUGAUUCAGCCGACUACAGCGAUUCCGACCUGGACUCACUUGAUGGUAUGGAGGGCACGCCUGUCGAAGACAUUCUGGAGGGUAGUUAUAGAGAAGAUGGCUAUGGAGAAGAUGAUUAUGGAGAAGAUGGCUAUGACGAAGAUGACUAUGACGAAGAUGACAGCCAUGGUUAUGCUGGGCGAUAUAUUGAUCCAGGCCUGGAUAUUUACGGCGAGCGGAAUAUUUUCAGCGAGCUCGGAAGAUUGCUCGGUGGAUCCAAUAACCUGAACCUUUCCCUCGUUCCAGGCGGCUUUCCCCCUUCGGGUAACACCAAUGGGAGUGAAUAUGACGAAGAAGACGAAGAGGAAAACGAAUAUGACGAGUCAGACUCAUUCAUUGAUGCUGAAGAUGAUCAUGUACCCACAAGUUCUUUCGUCCACACUGAAGGCCAUUAUAUCGGAAGCGCCUCGGAAUCAGAACGUGACACCGGGACUGUCGUGGAUGACGAUCACAGUGAUGUUCCUCCCAGGCCCAUUGGUCUCGACUAUAGAACCAAUUCAGGGUACUUUCUCGACGAGGCAUCUGACAACGGGGGAUCCGACGACGAGCAGGAAGACGAAGAUGUGUCAGGUGAAACAAGCGACGGGGAAGAGGACGAGGAGGCUUCAGAUGAACAGGAAGACACAAUUCAAACUGCACCGCCUCGUCGAGCCUUUCCCCAACAUUCACAGCGGCCUCCUUGGUUGCAAGCGCCCAGCGAAGCUACCUGGCUUUCAGCGAGGCCUUCUACACUGAUACCGGACUCUGAUGACCUCGUCGAGCCAUCUGAAGCAUCGGCGUCUUCGCCGCCUAUCAGAACUGGCAGAAUCAUUGGGCGCCGGCCCACGCAGCACGGCAACAAUCCUCGCAAUGCGAUAACUCUCGAUGAUUCCGACGAAGAUCAGCCAGUCGGACCGAUGCGAAGAGCCACGCAAAGGCGGCGUGCCAGAUUCUCACCAUAUUAA